Molecule: messenger RNA, 1895 nt
Organism: Klebsormidium nitens
Lineage: Eukaryota; Viridiplantae; Streptophyta; Klebsormidiophyceae; Klebsormidiales; Klebsormidiaceae
Source: the annotation of a GenBank genome assembly
GGUGAAUCGUGAUUCAGAAGGUGCUUCCACAAUCCAAAUUGCCAGCACUGUUCAUGACGUCCCCAUGCAUGGCCGCCAGCAACAGAUGGUGAAGUGCGACGUGCAUGUAAAAUUGUGCGGCAUCUUUGGGCGCCUGUUGACUCUCUCGCCUUCUGCUUCUCCUUAGAGAUCUGGAAGCACCCAGUGAACAUUAAGCCAGGGGAUGGCAGCAGCGCUGGGUGGCCAUACGUGCGUCCAAGCGAACCGCUGGAAAGUUUGCUUCAAAGUGCAUUUAUGCUCUGAGUCUUAGGUUGCGGAAGGAACGUAGAGAGGUUUGUGCACUUGUCUACACCCUCGCAGCAUUAUGCGACAUUGGUCUACGAGGGUUUGUCAUUUCUUGGAUUGCACACAUCGGGGUGCUCAUAUACUGUUCGUUGGCAAGUACCAUAUGCAUAGGCCUAAGGUUGACUCCUUAUCGGGCGGCUGAACCGGUUGUUGGAAGCAAUCUGUUUGAGAAAGGAGGACACGUGAGCUUUAGGAAGGCCCUCUCUGUUGGCCCACAUUCAGCCAGAUCCUGCUGCCCAGCAACGUGGAUUCCAGGCGGCCUGAUUGCGCAAUGGCCACCUCUACUUUCUCCUGCCCGGACCUGACUGACACACAAAGUGUAAAUCUGGAGGCCAUGAGAAGCAAGCUGGCAACCCUUGAUGAGGCCUUUCAAGCAUCUUUUGAGGUCCUUGCGCAGGGCGAGCCUGACAGGAGCCUGAUGCGCUUCUUGUGGGCCAGGGAAUGGCACGUGGACAAGGCAUUCAGCAUGUUGGUAGACUGUCUCAAGUGGCGACGAAAGUAUGGCACCGACACAAUUCUUCAGAGGCCCCUGGAAGAAGCGAAAAUGCGCGCCAUUCGAAAUGGUUUUCACGUGGGAAUGUCCGGCUAUGAUAAGCAGGGCCAUCCGGUGAUCUUUGUCAAAGUAGGACCCAGCAAGUGCGGGGGAGCCACGGUGGACGACUAUGUCAAGGCACACGUGCAGUUCAGCGAGUGGCGGGACCGUGUGUUGUGUGCGGAGGCGAGCAAGCGGUGUGGGCGGCCCAUCACGACCACGACGCGCAUCCUGGACUGCACCGGCCUUACGCUGGGCCACCUCGCCAACCUCAACCUGCUGAACGCGAUGUCCAAGAUUGACGAGUUCAACUACCCGGAGAAGGCCAACGCGUACUACUUGGUCAAUGUGCCGUACGUCUUCACGGCCAUCUGGAAGGUUGUGAAGCCGUUGCUCCAGCCGCGCACGAUCAACCGGGUGAAAGUGCUGUCCGGGAACGGGCUGGACACACUGCGACAGUUCAUCGACGAGGAGCACAUCCCGGUGUUUCUGCGCGACCCCAAGUCCAGCGUGGACUGCACCAGCCUGGACUGCUCGCUGCACCGCCGCUUCUGGGCCUACCUCCAGGAGCAGGCCGCCGCGGCGCCCCCUGCUGCGAGGCAAGAGGAGGCGGCGGCGGCAGCGGGGCACGCACACGUGGAGACGCCCAAGAAGCGGCAUCACCGGUUCAGCCUCAGGAAAGGCCCCGAGGAAGGGAAGCAAGCCGCAGACAGCGGCGCGGUCGCGCCCGAGCCGAGCCACGGGGCGCACUGAUGUGAGCGGGCCGGCAGAUGCCGAGGCGUUGUAAAUUGUACCAUACGAGGUAGGAAAGAGGUAUCAAACAAAUUACUGGUCUGGGCACUCAAGGUGCCCAGGCCGGUUGAUUAUUAAGAAGGCUGCUUGUGAGUGCGUUUAUGCGAGCGGAUGCUUCGCCCUUGCAUGAUUUUUUGGGACCACUGUUGAGUUGGAGAUAUAAAUUCAGGGCAGAUGACCGAACUUGUCAUCCUGUAUAUGUAGCUGCCGAAAAGGGCCAUACGUAUUCAGUCUGCUUUUCACACUG